AUGAAUCCUCAGGCAGACGCAGAAGCAUACUAUUUGAGUCCUCCAUGCCCUCAAACCCAGGAAUGCCCUCUUAUUCGUGAUACCGCUCGGAGUACAUCCGGCCUCCAAUGCAUUGUGCAUGCCAAAAUGCCUCAUCCAUCGCCUCUUCUUCGACAGUGUACAAAAUCAGCUCCUGCUCCUGUAAAAUCUAUCCUCACUCGACAUGACUCAGGAAUAUCCCUUGCAACAACAACAAAGACAUCUCUCAGGAAAAAGUGGUCUGCACCGUCAGUGAAGUUUGUUGAAGCACCAACGGUGUAUCAUAGCCAUCAUGCCUAUUCACCAAUUCCUUCACCUCCUCAUUCCCCCUUGGCAACUCCGUCAGGUCAGCGCAAAAGCAAACCAAGCCGAUGCUUCGACAGCUCCUUCACCAGCUCCCCCAUAGCUACACCUUCACCUGCACUCGAUGCAGCUUUGCCAACUCCUUCCCUAACUGCACCUUCACCUGCACCCGAUGCAGCUUCACCAGCUUCUUCCCUAGCUGCACCUUCACCUGCACCUGAUGCAGCUUCACCAGCUCCUUCCUAA
Molecule: messenger RNA, 567 nt
Organism: Suillus fuscotomentosus
Lineage: Eukaryota; Fungi; Basidiomycota; Agaricomycetes; Boletales; Suillaceae
Exons: 2
Coding region: 1-567 (188 amino acids)
Source: RefSeq, a predicted model, not a curated record